GGAAGUUUAGGUUGGAUGUCGGGAACAAGUUUUUCGAAACGGAGAUUAGACAUUGGAAUGAGCUGCCAUGGGAGGUGGUGGAGUCCCCGUCCCUGGAGAUGUUUAAGAGAAGAUUGGAUGUGGCACUUGGUGCCAUGGUCUGGUUGCCAAGUGAGUGACAGUUGCUUCAGGAACCUUGCCGAGGAUCGUAGUGGGAUAAACCUUAAAGAUCUGGUCCAAGACCCUUCUUUGUUGGGUGGGACUAUAUCUGCAUACAAGAUAGUACCAGACGAAAUAGAAGAAAUCAAGGAGACGCUGAUAGAUUGGUGUGAUGAAAAGGAACUUAAUUUGAUUUUAACAACUGGAGGAACAGGCUUUGCACCGCGAGAUGUCACUCCAGAGAAAUUCCCAACAUUCCCAUUAUGUGGGCUCCAGAGAGGGGCUACUAAAGAAGUAAUAGAGCGAGAAGCCCCGGGGAUGGCCCUGGCAAUGCUGAUGGGAUCACUUAAYGUUACUCCUCUGGGUAUGCUCUCUAGGCCUGUGUGUGGAAUCAGAGGGAAAACUCUUAUAAUUAAUCUUCCAGGUAGCAAGAAAGGGUCACAGGAAUGCUUUCAGUUUAUACUGCCAGCCCUACCUCACGCCAUUGAUCUUUUGCGGGAUGCCAUUGUAAAAGUAAAGGAGGUACACGAUGAGCUUGAAGAUCUACCUUCACCACCACCUCCUCUUUCUCCUCCUCCAACCACCAGCCCUCACAAACAGACAGAAGACAAAGGAGUGCAGUGUGAGGAAGAGGAGGAAGAGAAGAAGGAUAGCGGAGUUGCCUCAACAGAAGACAGUUCUUCUUCACAUAUAACAGCAGCAGCCAUUGCAGCUAAGAAGCAUCCAUCCUACACCAGUUCAGCUGUUAUCAUGGCAAAAGGUGAACAGCCCAUCCCUGGUCUCAUCAAUUAUUGCCAUCACGCAGCAGGCAGUGCAGGAGAACUGAUUCCAGAUUCCAUCAUCUCUCGUGGUGUUCAGGUUCUCCCACGUGAUACAGCCUCCCUCAGUACUACUCCUUCAGAAUCUCCUCGUGCCCAAGCCACCUCUCGCCUCUCCACUGCAUCCUGCCCAACACCAAAACAAAUUAGACGGCCGGAUGAAAGCAAAGGAGUUGCUAGUAGAGUUGGAUCCCUCAAAGUCCAGUCUAGGUGCAGCAGCAAGGAGAACAUCCUCAGAGCAAGUCACAGUGCUGUUGACAUUACCAAGGUAGCAAGAAGACAUCGCAUGUCUCCAUUCCCAUUGACAUCUAUGGACAAGGCCUUCAUCACAGUUCUGGAGAUGACCCCAGUGCUUGGAACAGAAAUCAUCAAUUACAGAGAUGGAAUGGGCCGAGUCCUUGCUCAAGAUGUAUAUGCAAAAGAUAAUCUACCACCAUUUCCAGCAUCRGUAAAAGAUGGUUAUGCUGUCAGAGCUGCUGAUGGCCCAGGAGAUCGAUUCAUCAUAGGGGAAUCCCAGGCUGGUGAGCAGCCAACUCAGACUGUGAUGCCUGGUCAGGUAAUGCGUGUUACAACUGGUGCUCCAAUUCCGUGUGGUGCUGAUGCAGUGGUGCAAGUGGAAGAUACAGAGCUCAUCAGGGAAUCAGAUGAUGGCACUGAAGAACUGGAGGUUCGAAUCCUGGUGCAAGCUCGACCAGGCCAAGAUAUCAGACCCAUAGGACAUGACAUUAAAAGAGGUGAAUGUGUGUUGGCUAAAGGAACACACAUGGGUCCAUCUGAGAUUGGUCUCUUAGCAACUGUUGGAGUAACUGAAGUAGAAGUUAACAAGUUUCCAGUGGUUGCAGUAAUGUCAACAGGGAAUGAGCUACUGAAUCCUGAGGAUGACCUCUUGCCAGGAAAGAUUCGGGACAGUAACCGUUCAACUCUCCUAGCUACAAUCCAAGAACAUGGCUAUCCAACAAUCAAUUUGGGAAUUGUGGGUGAUAAGAAGCCWGAUGUUUUUAAAGAAGAAGGGACACAGAGCUUCCAGAACACUGCGGAGACAGGCCUACCAGAUUGCCCAGAUGAUUUACUGAAUGCACUGAAUGAGGGUAUCAGCCGUGCUGAUGUGAUCAUUACAUCAGGAGGUGUAUCUAUGGGGGAGAAGGACUAUCUUAAACAGGUGCUGGAUAUUGACCUUCACGCACAGAUUCACUUUGGAAGAGUUUUUAUGAAACCAGGCCUGCCAACAACUUUUGCAACUCUGGAUAUUGACGGUGUAAGAAAAAUAAUCUUUGCGCUGCCAGGCAACCCUGUGUCAGCUGUYGUCACCUGCAAUCUCUUUGUUGUUCCUGCACUGAGGAAGAUGCAGGGUAUCCUGGAUCCUCGGCCCACCAUCAUCAAAGCCAGGUUAUCAUGUGAUGUAAAAUUGGACCCCCGCCCAGAAUAUCAUCGGUGCAUUCUGACUUGGCAUCACCAAGAACCACUACCUUGGGCACAGAGUACAGGGAAUCAGAUGAGCAGUCGUCUGAUGAGUAUGCGCAGUGCCAAUGGACUGUUGAUGCUACCUCCAAAGACAGAGCAGUAUGUGGAGCUUCACAAGGGGGAGGUGGUGGAUGUCAUGGUCAUUGGAAGGCUAUGAUGUCACCAGCAAGAGCGAAGCUUUGAUGCAUGUCCACAUAUCAUUGACUGUAUCCUGUAAUAUGCAACGGCACAGCUAGUUUUUCCGAUUUGGAUAAAAGUUGAUCAGUAUAGUCAACAUCUUGAAAUAUAUUUCAAAUGGAAUUUAAAUAAAUACCUUUUAAAAAAAAACCUUUAAAACAAAUCUUAACAAAGAAAUUUAUUCUGAUUAUAUCAAAGCAACUUUUUCCUUUUCUUGCAAUUGCUUUGUGUGUUCAAUGCUAGUUCUAAUAGCGGUAGCUUUUAGUAGACAGCAGUAGGUGCCUGCAGAACUUGUGUUUUUUCUCAUCUUUAAGAUACAACUACUUAUGCUCUUAAAACAAGGCUGUCUGCUUAUUUAUACUAGCGUAGACAACACUUGGAUUUCCCUUAUUAGUAUGCUUCAUAACCGCUUCACAGAGAGCUUCUGCUUGUUCUUUAUCUUGUAUCUCGUGUUGAUGUGCACAGUGCCAAAAGCGGAGUGGCUGCACUGGGAACCCAAUGAAGCCCCGAGGUUUUCUUACCUCGCUGCGCAUUCAGGGAURUCUCUUGUCCCGGCAGCCACCCAGCUCAGUACUCUUGGGCAGUAACUGGAUACCUUUUAUUUCAACAAACAAAAAAAUUGCUUCCUUAAGUGCUGACAGCCUUUUUAACCAAUACAUUUAAAGAUGUACAGAACUAAAAACUAAAAAAAAUCAAAGACUGAUCUUGUACAGAUAUUAGUGUUACCAGCAUUCGUGUGGAAAUUAAAUGAGCAGAGAAAUAAAACUAAUGUUAAACAACUCUGUACCAUAACAUUUUCUGUAAUGAUAUUGAAACUUAAAUGAAUAAAAAAAAUCCUCAAUCAUUAU
Malurus melanocephalus (red-backed fairy wren) is the source of this 3442-nucleotide messenger RNA. RefSeq names its product gephyrin (gene GPHN). Lineage: Eukaryota; Metazoa; Chordata; Aves; Passeriformes; Maluridae. Gene Ontology annotation, molecular function: molybdopterin molybdotransferase activity. The transcript is spliced from 26 exons. The coding region runs from base 16 to 2574 and encodes 852 amino acids. The record is from RefSeq and is a predicted model, not a curated record. Gene Ontology annotation, biological process: gamma-aminobutyric acid receptor clustering; glycine receptor clustering; establishment of synaptic specificity at neuromuscular junction. Gene Ontology annotation, cellular component: cytoplasm; dendrite; postsynaptic specialization.